This is a messenger RNA of Arvicanthis niloticus (Nile rat), 1840 nucleotides long. It is a transcript of the gene Sgms2, whose product is annotated as sphingomyelin synthase 2. Gene Ontology annotation, biological process: sphingomyelin biosynthetic process; ceramide biosynthetic process. Gene Ontology annotation, cellular component: Golgi membrane; endoplasmic reticulum membrane; plasma membrane. Gene Ontology annotation, molecular function: ceramide cholinephosphotransferase activity; sphingomyelin synthase activity. The record is from RefSeq and is a predicted model, not a curated record. NCBI's taxonomy places the organism in Eukaryota, Metazoa, Chordata, Mammalia, Rodentia, Muridae.
ACAAUAACAUCUUCAGUGGGAAAGAGAACCAGCUUCCUGGUGGUGACUACGCAGCAGAUUCUUGUAUGGAAGGACUACGAACCAGAAGGCCACCAUCUACGAUUCAUAUCAGCACACAUAAACAAUCCUAAGAGUCCAUGUUGAUCUUGCAAGUAGAAGGAUUUAAGAGAGAGAAGUCCCCACAGAAACCAAGAACCGUACCAUCUCCUUUAGCUCCGAAGGCCUACAGACAAUGGAUAUCAUAGAGACAGCAAAACUUGAAGGUCAUUUGGAAAGUCAAGCCAACGAGUCUACCACCACUUACACAAGCCCCACUGAAGCUGUAGAGGAAGAGGGCAAAAAUGGCAAGGGUAAACCCAAGACCUUAUCCAACGGGUUACGAAAGGGUGCCAAAAAAUACCCAGAGUACAUUCAGAUCUCCAUGCCCAAUGACUCCCGGAACAAAUUUCCCCUGGAGUGGUGGAAAACAGGCAUUGCCUUUGUGUAUGCCCUCUUCAACCUUAUCCUGACCACAGUCAUGAUCACCGUUGUGCAUGAGAGGGUCCCUCCCAAGGAGCUCAGCCCUCCACUCCCAGACAAGUUUUUUGAUUACGUCAACCGGGUCAAAUGGGCAUUUUCUGUAUCAGAAAUAAACGGGAUGGUACUAGUUGGGUUAUGGAUCACCCAGUGGCUCUUUCUGAGAUACAAGUCAAUAGUGGGGCGAAGAUUCUUCUUCAUCAUGGGAACUUUAUACCUGUAUCGCUGUAUAACUAUGUAUGUCACUACAUUACCUGUGCCCGGAAUGCACUUCCAGUGUGCACCGAAGCUCAAUGGAGACUCUCAGGCAAAAAUACAACGGAUUCUCCGGCUGAUUUCUGGCGGUGGAUUGUCUAUCACGGGAUCACACAUCCUGUGUGGAGACUUCCUCUUCAGCGGUCAUACUGUUGUGCUGACACUUACUUACUUGUUCAUCAAAGAAUACUCACCCCGUCACUUCUGGUGGUAUCACCUGGUCUGCUGGCUGCUGAGCGCUGCUGGGAUCAUCUGCAUUCUCGUAGCGCACGAACACUAUACCGUCGAUGUCAUCAUUGCUUAUUACAUCACCACACGGCUGUUUUGGUGGUACCAUUCCAUGGCCAACGAAAAGAACUUGAAGGUCUCUUCCCAGACGAAUUUCUUGUCUCGGGCUUGGUGGUUCCCCAUCUUUUAUUUUUUUGAGAAGAAUGUGCAAGGCUCAAUUCCUUGCUGCUUUUCCUGGCCGCUGUCCUGGCCCCCUGGCUGCUUCAAGUCAUCGUGCAAAAAGUAUUCACGGGUCCAGAAGAUCGGGGAGGAUAAUGAGAAGUCUACCUGAGCUGCCAAUCCGGCAGCGGCUUUGACACCAAAAGAGUCCGUGCUGUAACCAAAGGCGUAGCUUUGUAUUUAUUUUCAGAGAACUGACUGGUAAAAUGAAGUGGACCAAAUUUUAUGCAAAAGAUUGGAGCGAUGAAGUAUUACCUUUUGGCUUUUUUUUUUAUUCAUCCCAAGAAACAUAUAUUUCCCUGCGGCUCUUCAUUCGUUAAUGACAAAGCCCCCAAGCUGGAACUCUGAAGAGGCGGCAGAGAACACUCUAAGCCUCUCCUCGCCUUCCUUCACUUCCGCGUUCUUUCCAGAUUGCUUUUUUCCCUCCCUUCAAGGUCAGAAGAGUUUGCUAAUGUUUUGAAUAAAAUGUCUGGAUAUAUACAGCCACUGUGUAAAUACAGUCAGUUGAUGAUGGGAGGGGGUUUUACCAUGGAGUUUAGUGAAGGCGACCCACAGGUGGGUCAAGGUCAUUAGGGUGAUGUCUGGUAUUCCCUUCCCUCCCCCAACCCCCGACCCCGAGCAC